Messenger RNA from Talaromyces marneffei, 1029 nucleotides. RefSeq lists its product as uncharacterized. The record is from RefSeq and is a predicted model, not a curated record. The transcript is spliced from 3 exons. Bases 1 to 1029 code for a protein of 342 amino acids. Lineage: Eukaryota; Fungi; Ascomycota; Eurotiomycetes; Eurotiales; Trichocomaceae.
AUGCAAGAAAUUCUAUUCGUCAGUCUUGGAACGACUGUUCUCGACGAGAUUCGUAUUCCAGGCCAGAAACCACUACUUAACGUUCUGGGAGGAUCUGGUAUCUAUGCAUCCCUUGGAGCACGAUUGUUUCUCUCAGAAUCUCAGGCUCGAUCAAUAGGAUGGAUCAUCCAGAUCGGAAAUGACUUCCCGUCUGACAUCGAAGAUGACCUGACUGCGCUAGGAACGACUUUGGUGAUUGAUCGAAAGCUGAAUCAACCAUCUACGCGAGGUCUACUAGAGUACAAGGACAGCGCGUUUGGACAAAAAACCUUUCAAUAUAUCACGCCUGUUCUAAGAAUUCAAACCGAGCAAUUAAACAAUCAAGCACUAUUCACGGCGAAAUCCUUCCACUUGUUUGAAUGGCCACAGCAACUCGAAGAGCGUAUCUCUAAUUUGCUUGCCCUAAGAAGACAGAAAGGUCUCGUCGAUCAACGUCCAUUGAUAAUCUGGGAGCCCGCCCCACUCUCAUGUGAGAGAGAACAACUCUCUUUCUUUUUUUCCGCUGCAAAACUGGUUGAUGUAUUUUCUCCAAAUCAUCUAGAGCUUCUCAGAAUAUUUGGAGAGAAACCUUCAACCCCUUUCGAUAGGACGCAAGUGGAGGAUCUUGCAAGAAAGCUUCUGGAAUUGGGUGUUGGUCCAGACCGAACUGGUAUCAUGAUCAUCAGAUCUGGCGAGCAUGGUUCUAUGAUGCUGGUUGCUGGCGGUGUUCCUCAUUGGAUACCUCCGUAUUAUCAGGCUUCUUCUUUAAAGGUUGUUGACGCGACUGGCGCGGGGAAUGCCUUUCUUGGUGCAUAUGCUGUAGCAUAUUUGAAGACUAGAGACUCACAACAAGCUGCAUCGUACGGGUCUGUGGCGGCGUCAUUUGCCUUAGAGCAGAUAGGUGUUCCACACAAAAUUGUUUCCAAUGGACAAGAAUUAUGGAAUGGUGUGGAUAUUAGCGAGAGAUUACAGUCAUACAUAGAUCAGAUUAUCUCUAGUACGAGUGAGUAA